UGCUAGCUACUAGCUAACCCAAUGUUGUGCUGACAUGUGAUCUAGCUGAUAGCUUAUCAACUAACAAGUUAGCGAGUUGUAGAACGUUGGCGUGCGUUUUAUAACUACAUUGAGGGGUCCCUAUAUUUGUCAAUCAAUGUUGUAUUUCCAUACAUAACAUCAACGUUGAUGCAUGGUUCACUUGUUUCCGGUUGUGUCUGUUAGAUUGUUCAUCGUCCAACCAAUCCACUCGGCUACCAGAGGUUGAAUGUCAGUUCACGUUUAAUAAAGUCUAGAAUGUGAAAUGUUACAACAUAAUAUUGUAACUGCCAGAACAACUGAUUGCAGAGGCAGAAUAAACUGCAAUCAUUGGUAAAUAUCGCUUGUCUUAAUGACAAGCAGUACGCUGCAGUGUUAGGUAUGUACGGUUUUUCUAUGUCAUGUAUCAACAUAACGGUUCUAUAGUUAUAGAAGAAACAUCACGAUAUUCGCUACUGUAGUUAUCGAGUAAAUGUACCAAAUUACUGUGUUAUUGGAAAGACGAGACGUCUGAGUAUCAAUUACAAUCUCGUGGGUUGCUGUUUCCACAACUCACUGUCAUCAUGGGCAGUGUUGCCAACUCUUCAGUAAGGAAAUUGGCCAUGUGCAUGUAAUUGUGAUGGAAGCUGUAGGAGAGAGAGGAAUAACGUCGUGGGAGAGACAAAAAGUUUCUUAUUUGGGAUUGAGAGGGGACCAAGAAGAUAAAGAGCUGGUCCUUCCUUUGGGUGGCUGUGGCAUGGUGGUCUGGUGACUGUCUGGGGUGUCCCCUGGUGACUGGGGUUACACCCUCCCUCCCCCCUGUCGUGAAUGGCUGCAUGUAGAGGGGCCCUCGCCUUGUGUGUGAGGAGCCAUGGCAACAGGCAACCAGUCAAGCAACAGUGCUGGAGUCUUGCACAGGUGCUGGAUGUGCAGUGGAGUGGACAGAUUCGGCCUCUCAGCAGCGCAUCAUGGGCCCUGGUUCCCCCCAACAGUCUGAGGUACCAGAACAUCAAGCAGCCGUCCCUGUCACACCCCUUCCACCAUGCCAGCCACAGCCAGAGGCCCUCGGGCCUGGACGAGGCCUGGGAGGAGACUGUCAGCCUGUGUUUGCUGGUGCGGCCUGUCCCUGGGGAGUGUGAUGACCAGCACACCCUGGCGGAGGUGCCUCUGUUUGGGCAGACUAAAUUAAGUGAGAUCCUGGCUCCGAGAGGACUCAGUAGGCCCGUGGAGUUCCUCUUCCCCAUGACCACUGUGGAUGGGAGCCGAGAGGACGACAUCAGCGUUGGGAUGACGAAGAUGAACGAGGGAGAAUGGCUGCAUGAUGAUGCAGAAAAGAGGGAGAGAGGAUCGUUCCGACGCCUGUUUGAGACGGAAGGAUGUCCUGCUCCAUUUAUGUUUGGAUCCAGGUUUUACUGCUUCCACUGUCCUGGAAUGGAGCCGUUGCCUGGUUACGGGGACAAAUCGGGCAAUAUGAUUGGACUAGAGAAAGAGUUGUCGCUGUUGUUCCACACCUCUCUGUAUAGUAGCUACACAGAGAGAGAGACAGUGGAGGGGGGACACAGCGACAAAGAGAGGGAGGAUGAGGAGAAACUGGCCUUGAUGUAUGAAAAGCUGAGGAUUGAGCUUCCUAGUUUUUUUGUGAAGAGUCAUGACUACACCAUGUACACAAAUGAUAUCGAGUUCGUCAACUGUAUUCUAAAUGCCAAGACCAGGGGCAGAGUUCUGUACCAGCUGAGCCUGUCUCUGUGGAGGCUGCUGUGUCUCUGUUAUUAUGCUGAGGCCCGGUUAGAGGUACUGAAACUGACUAAGCACCCAGAGGACGGGACCAUCAAGGCCAGGUGGAGGGUCAGAGGACUGCCCUUCCUCUCUCUGCUGCUGAGAUUCUACCGCAAGGACAAAACUGACCUCUACAGGUCAUAUGAUGCGUUCUCCACCUUCUACCUUGGCCAUGAUGGACUCAUACACUGUCACAAAGUGGAAAAAAUGAUGAAGGCCCAGCCGCCCAUCCUGCCCAGGGUGACCACUCUGUUAGCGGGGGCCCUUGUGGCCCUGGGGGUCCAGGAGCACCGGCCGGCCCUCAACCUCCUGCCCCCCUUGCUCUCCUCCCUCCGACAGAGCCGAGACGGAGAGAAAGGAGGGUCUAGAGGAAGGAGCAUGUGUGUACCAUGAAAGGAGUAACGCACACAGAGAGAGGGAAACGUGCAAUCAAUGUUGUCCAGAAAAAAACUUGUUUAUCCCUGAUCACCCGUACAAUCUCCCCCUAUUGUAUGCCUGCUCUGGAAAAAAAUUACAUUAAAAUAAACCUUUCCAAACCUGUUCUCUCUCUGGACUCCCACAGCAAUAGAAUAGCUGCUAAUAUUUUAGUUCAUAUGCAAUCCAGAACUUCAGUUUUUCCAAUAAGUUGAGUUGGUACCUUAACGCACAAACAAAUGAUCGCCCAGCACUGAGUGACUGCUUGUGGGAUGUUGAACCUCUCUCUGGGCCUACACGCUCACCUUGCACAUAGCCUGCUGCUCAUAAAAGUAUCUGCUAAAUGGAAUAUAUUAUUGGACAAGCCUAUUUUCACUACAUUACAUGAAGACACUGUUAAAUGCAAAAAAAAAAAAUGCAAGCUUAGUAUUAAAGUUAAAUCGAUUAAUCAUUAUUGGAAUCAGUCAUUUUGUGUUUCAUGUGUCCUCAGCCUAUGGGGCAGUCAAGCGUGCCUGGGAACUGGGCACACAUUUGUCACUGGUUUCCUUUGAAUACAGUUGUCACUGGUGAAUGCAUUGUUGAUGUAACAGUUUGCACACAGCCCAAUAAACCCUUUAUUGAGGCCAGGGGGUCUUAAUAUGGAGAGAUUAGACCCCAUUCCAUAUAGCCAUUUGAAGUAGUCUAUUAUCUAUGGCCUGCCAUGACUCAAUGUGGGCCUUGUUCUAACAGACCCUCUGAUCUCUGUGUGCCAGUGGAAAGUCAUCGAGGUGGCAUAAAGCAACCAAAUGCAUGAUGUUGUGUCGGUCUCUCUGUCCCUGUACAAACUUAUUUUGAAGUGUACAUGUCAAUCUCAUAAGACUCUUAUUUUGAAGAGCCUUAAAUCUCAUGUCCUCAUUGCUGUACCUUUAACUCAACCCCAUUUGUACCUUGGUUGGAAACGGCUAAUAUCCUUCCAUGUUGGAUGGCUAACUGGCUGUCAGGGAGAGGAGACAGCUGCAGACUGCCUGGCUUGCAGUUCAUGUUUGACCUGACCUCAGCUCAUGUCCCUGACACUGCAACACAGUUGCAUGACAUACACUACAUGACCAAAAGUAUGUGGACACCUGCUCAUUGAACCUCUCAUUCCAAAAUCAUGGGCAUUAAUAUGGAGUUGGUCCCCCCUUUGCUGCUAUAACAGCCUCCACUCUUCUGGCAAGGCUUUCCACUAGAUGUUGGAACAUUGCUGUGGGGACUUGCUUCCAUACAGCUACGAGCAUUAGUAAGGUUGGGCGAUUAGGCCUGGCAUGCAGGCAGCGUUCCAAUUCAUCCCAAAGGUGUAGGUUGAGGUCAAGGCUCUGUGCAGGCCAGUCAAGUUCUUCCACACCGAUCUCAACAAAACAUUUUCUGUAUGGACCUUGCUUUGUGCAUGGGUGUAUUGUCAUGAUGAAACAGGAACGGGCCUUCCCCAAUUGGAAGCACAUAAUUGUCUAGAAUGUCAUAUGCUGUAGCGUUAAGAUUUCCCUUCACUGGAACAAAGGCAACCAUGAAAAACAGCCCCAGACCAUUAUUCAUUCUCCACCAAACUUUAGAGGGCACUAUGCAUUUAGGCAGGUAGCGUCCUCCUGGCAUUCGCCAAACCCAGAUUAGUUUGUUGGACUGCCAGAUGGUGAAGCGUGAGUCAUCACUUCAGAAAAUGUGUUUCCACUGCUCAAGAGUCCAAUGGCGGAGAGCUUUAAACCACUCCAGCCGACACUUGGCAUUGCGCUUGGUGAUCUUUGGCUUGUGUGCGGCUGCUCGGCCAUGGAAACCCAUUUCGUGAAGCUCCUGACGAACAGUUAUUGUGCUGAAGUUGGUUCCAGAGGCAGUUUGGAACUCGGUAGUGAGUGUUGCAACCAAGGACAGAUGAUUUUAACAUGCUUCUGCACUUGGCGAUCCAAUUCUGUGAGCUUGUGUGGCCUCCCACUUUGUGGCUGAGCUGUUGUUGCUCCUAGACAUUUCCACUUCACAAUAACAGCACUUACACUGGACUGGGGAAGCUUUAGCAGGGCAGAAAUUUGCCGAACUGACUUGUUGGAAAGGUGGCAUCCUAUGACGGUGCCACAUUGAAAGUCACAGCUCUUUAGUAAGGUCAUUCUACUGCCAAUAUUUGUCUAAGGAGAUUGCAUGGCUGUGUGCUCGAUUUUAUACACCUGUCAGCAAUGGGUGUGGCUGAAAUAGCCAAAUACACUAAUUUGAAGGGGUGUCCACAUACCUUUGUAUAUAUAGUGUAUAUAGCACUCUGGAGUCAGGUUUUUGAAAACAUGUGCAUUUGCCUGUUCGGGACUGACACUUCUCUGUUAUUUUCUGAACGGUAAACAAUACUCUUGAUUGGAAUGACAGUUGACUUUUAAUUUAAUGGUUAUUAUAAGUUGCAAAAAAAGGAGUAUGUGUAGAAUAUUGAGUACCUGUCAUCAGAAUGCGACUCAUCCUUGCAUCUGCAUCGUUGAUAAAAUAUGUUUCACUCAACAUGAUAAUGUGUGUGUUUGAGACUACAAUACAUAUGCUUUCUUAAACUAGGUGACAAAGCAUGCCAUGUGUUAAAUCUAGCAUGACCGUUAAUACUCAAUAACACUUUACUUUGAGGGGGCAUACGUAAGACAUUCAUAACACCUCAUGAAUGACGUUGAAUAAAUAAGUUAUGAAGGUUGUUAUGAAUGAUACUGGAACACUUGUAAAGUUGUUACGAUCUCUUUCAUUAAGGUUUUAACCCCUUCAAGUAACGUGUUACCUAACUCUUUAGUAACAGUAAAAUUCAAUCAGUACAAAAAUCGUAAUGGAAAAAAUGAAUGGAUCAUUCUCGUCUAGUGCCGUGUGUUUCGCUACUUUAAGAUUUGACUCAAACGUUUUUGUUGUUGCAAUAACUCAACAUAUUGUGUGAAACCUGGCAAUGUAUGUGUGAAUAAAACGAUCUAGUGAUUAUAAAUGUA
Molecule: messenger RNA, 5132 nt
Organism: Salmo salar (Atlantic salmon)
Lineage: Eukaryota; Metazoa; Chordata; Actinopteri; Salmoniformes; Salmonidae
Source: RefSeq, a predicted model, not a curated record